UCCAUUGGUUUCUUAUGAACAAAUGCUCUAUAAAUUUGAUGACCUUAUUGUGAAGAUAUACACAACCACUUGAGAGAGAUAUACACACAGAGAGAAAGAAUGGGUCGUCGUGUGAUUAUGAUCAUAGUGUUUGUUUUGUUCAAUAUUUGUUCACUCUCAUUUGUGAAUUCUGUUUCUUCAUCAUCUCUUUCAGUGGGCUUUUAUGAUGAAUCAUGUCCUCGAGUUGAGGAUAUUAUACAUGAAGAACUAGUGAAGAAGAUGUCACCAAUUCCUCUCAACAUCACCAUACCGGGGACUCUUAGGCUGUUCUUCCAUGACUGCUAUGUUCAGGGCUGUGAUGGUUCUGUUUUGAUCUUGCCAACGGAUGACAAUAAUUCUGAGAGAAACGCAUCUAUCAACCUUUCUUUAGCUGGAGAUGCAUAUGACAUUGUUGACAAGGCCAAGGCAGCAUUAGAAAAAGAAUGUCCUGGGGUAGUCUCAUGCUCGGAUAUCCUUGCUAUCCUGGCACGCGAUGUCGUACACUGGUGGGAAGGUCCGCACUGGGAGGUUGAGAAAGGAAGAAGAGAUGGACUCAUCUCCAAUGCAACGGAAGCUCAACUACUCAUGCCAAAGUCUGACGAAAACAUAACAACUCUCAUCCGUGGAUUCGAAUCGAUUGGACUAUCAACUGCCGAUCUCGUCACACUAUCUGGGGCGCACACAAUAGGUUUCACACAUUGUAUAGAAUUUGCUAGUCGUAUAUUCCACAACGACACCACAUUGAACUCUACAAUAAGAGAAAAGGUAAUUCUUAGCUGUCCGUUUCCGAAGAUAGACAGGAAUGUUGCUGAAGCACUUGAUCAAAAUUCUGAGUUUGUGUUUGAUAAUAAGUUUUUUAAGAGCUUGCGAGAAAGGAAAGGGUUGCUCUUGACAGACCAUGUAUUGGCUUUCGGUGAAAAUGAUCUCUCUCGUAAAUUAGUUUAUAGGUACUCCAAAGACCAAGAAUUGUUCUUCAAGGAAUUUGCCAAAGCCAUGGUGAAAUUGGGAAGAGUUGGUGUCAAGACUGGGAAUGAGGGAGAAAUUAGAAGAGAUUGCAAGAAAUUCAACUGAUCAGGAUUUUUGUUGUACUGGAAUAGAUUAAUUAAUUACCAUGUCACUGACUCACUGUGGGCAUAAUAAGCGGGUAAUUUUAUUGUUUGGUAGGAGCUAAUACAUGUGAAUUUCCCAUCUAUUGAAUGUUGCUGUUAAGCUCCAGUCUUUUGCCAAUUACCAUCAAUGAAAGAGUUAAAUUUUGGACA
Papaver somniferum (opium poppy) is the source of this 1277-nucleotide messenger RNA. RefSeq names its product peroxidase 55-like. Gene Ontology annotation, biological process: hydrogen peroxide catabolic process; response to oxidative stress. The transcript is spliced from 3 exons. Gene Ontology annotation, molecular function: heme binding; peroxidase activity. Lineage: Eukaryota; Viridiplantae; Streptophyta; Magnoliopsida; Ranunculales; Papaveraceae. The coding region runs from base 100 to 1089 and encodes 329 amino acids. The record is from RefSeq and is a predicted model, not a curated record.